This is a messenger RNA of Eublepharis macularius, 3210 nucleotides long. It is a transcript of the gene C6H10orf90, whose product is annotated as chromosome 6 C10orf90 homolog. The record is from RefSeq and is a predicted model, not a curated record. Gene Ontology annotation, biological process: regulation of centriole replication. NCBI's taxonomy places the organism in Eukaryota, Metazoa, Chordata, Lepidosauria, Squamata, Eublepharidae. Gene Ontology annotation, cellular component: centrosome; centriole; cytosol.
AUGCCUUCUCAGGAGAGGAAACCCAUGUUCUACAUCUCACACAGCCAAACGGAUUUAAAAGCAACGCCCCUGGUAGCCUGGAAUCAGGAAAGAAAGUCAUUUAUAUCUCAUAUUUACUUCAUUAUUAACCAUUCCUGCUGGGGGGAACAGCAUAGCCUUGGAAGAAGAGAAAAUCUGUAUGGAAUUAAUGCUUGGAAAGCAUGCAGAAGUAUUCACUAUAAUAAUGCAGCAGAGGAUAAAUCAAGCUUCCCAAAGGAUGCUCUGCCAGCACAAAACACAAAAAUGAAUUCAUCUAUAGUCAUUUCACAGAUGAUUGAUGAGAAUAAAUCAAAAGAAAAUAAGGCUGCUUUCCCUAUGCAGUCUGUAAUCACCCAAUCUGAUGCUUAUCACAUGAACCAAUCUUUGUUUAAUUGUAGCUCAGUCAACAUUAAUAGAGCAUUCAUACUGCUUCCCAGAAGAUUAGGAGUACAGAUAUCUUCAGAUGACAAUGUAUUUGGAACAGAUUCUGAAACCAAAGAGAAGGAACAAUGUCAUAACCAGAAGAAAGGCUUUACUUCUAUCACAAUCACUGCUAGACGUGUUGUUCCACCUUUUCACAAGCCAACACGGGCAAGUGCAUCAGACUCUUCUUGCUUGCAGGGCCAUGGUGGAAAACUGCUAACAAACACUGCUACUGCUUCAGAUGUGUCUGGGCUCAGUAAGGUCUCCAGAUCUUUGCAUGAACAAGGAUCUCAAAACCGAAAUGCCUCUAAAAUGAAGGUUUCUGAACUACGUUCACAGCUGUGCAGGGGGUCCUCUGACUGGCUUUCUAGCACUGAGAACAAAGAGAACAGAAUGGUCUGCCCAGAAAACAGCCAUAACAAAAAGACAUCCUCUUCCUACACUUCAAGUGUUCAUUUUAGUAUUUCCCAGCAGAGUCCAAAUACAAUGUACUAUAUAGACAGGUCUCUUUCAGUGCCUAUCAACCAAACUCGGAGUGACAACCAAAAAAUUCAUAGGUCAGUAGUGUCUUUCCAUAUAAAUUGCAGUUCUCCCAGUUUAACGCCAGAUGGAGUAGAUGGUUUAGUUAAUGGAAAACUAAUCACAGAACUACUUAAGACAAAGCUCCCAGAGGAUAGUAAGACUCCGCUCCAAGAUGUUUGGCAUGCAGAUCCAAAGGAGAACUACUUGGAUAGAAAACAGACUUUGGAAACUGAAUCUUUGCAGACUGAAUAUCUCUGGAAAUGUACCUCUCCACCUGAAACUCCCUCGGUUGUGGAUAGCCCUCCAAGACUUAGUAAUUUAAAGCUAACAAACUGUAAUGACAAAAAUCCAAAUGACAAUCACAUUAGAUUGUCUCCCCUCAUGCCUCAUUGGACUUACAAUGAAGACUCACAAGUAUUCUCGAGAAGCAACAGAAAACAGCGCAAGAGAGAUGAAUACCAUGAAACACCUGCCUCUUUUCUGGACCCAUCAUCCAAGCACGAACUCACAGUAAAAGGUGGGAGUUUUUUGAAAGACAAAUAUCCAUCCAAAGGCACUUUGAAGUCCAAAGAGAUUCAGGCCCAAAGCUUUCCAAAACCCCAAAAAUCUGUUUCUGGUUAUGGGUGCCAUAGGAAGGCUUUAUUAAAAACAGCACUGGAUGAGAAUAUCCACAGGAAUGAUCAUUUUCCAAAAGGUGAUUACAAAUUUUGUGAUGCUGCUGAAAAACUGAAAGAAUAUAAUGCAAGUGAGAAGAAAGAGAUGGUCAGGGGGGUAACAACCUCUACAGUUCAUGGACCAGAUGUUAAUCGUGAGAAGCAUGAAGCCUUCCAGCAGCCAGGGGUCUGCUCUGAGCCUGAGAACAUUCCUUCAAAUCCACUGACUCUCAGGGAAGCUCUGGAAGUUCACAAGCCUCAGUUUAUUUCUCGCUCCCAAGAACGGCUAAAGAAACUUGAACACAUGGUACAGCUGAGGAAAGCCCAGCAGGGUGAUGCGUCAGGAAACAAACAAGGAGCUUCUCUUCCUCGCAAACUUUCCUCAUUGUCAGUAACAAGCAAGAAGAAGCAAUAUACAGUUCCUCAUCCUCUCAGUGAUAACCUAUUUAAGCCAAAAGAAAGGUACAUAUCAGAGAAAGAGAUGCAUAUGCGAUCAAAAAGGAUUUAUAAUAACCUGCCCGAAGUGAAGAAGAAACAAGAAGAAAAACAAAAACGGGUCAUCUUACAAAGCAACAGGCUGCGAGUUGAAGUCUUCAAGAAGCAACUACUGGACCAGCUUCUUCAAAGAAAUACAGAAUGACUAACAAUUCCUUGGGAGUCAUGCUUCUUGGACUUUGAAUGCCUUUGAUAAUUAAAAAGCCAUACAAACUUAUAUGAUGAACGUCACUAUAUGGAGAUUUCAUUCACUUGAUUCCAGUAUACAAAGAUAGCUUGAUUUUUUAAAAAUAAAAAUCCAAGUGGUUGUGCAAAAUCACUGGAAUAUAGUGGCUCAUCAUGACCCAUGUAAUAAUAGCUUUAUUCAGAUAAUGAGGCAUUUAUUUCCUGUGUGUAAAUUAACCCUCACUCCAAAUAUAUACAUGCAUGUAUACAAUAUACAUAUACUGGGUUGGAUCCAAGCUUCCAUGCACAAGGAGAUGCCACCUCAGCUGAAGAAGAGCCUACAAUUGCUGCAGACUCCCACCUCCCACUGCAGCUCUCUAUACCUCAUCUCACUUUGUUUCUGAGGGUUCCUCACAAUUUAGGGCUGCUUUGGGGGGUGGGCAUGGCCAGCAGCAAGAAGAGAGAGAAAAGAAAAAUUCAUUCCUUGAGCGGAACUCCACUCACAGUCCUCUGGAUCCCACCUAUAUUUCCCAUUUUUCCCAACUGCUUCACUGCUUUCCUUUUGAAAGCAAGGAAACAUGAAUAUCAUUUUGUUAUGGUUAGAAACUAGCUAAAAUAGCAAUACUAGCUAAUCAUUUAGGCUGCAGUUUUAAAUUAAUGGUUCACAUUGCAAUAGGGACCAAUAUUUUAUCCUCUGAAGGACCACAUUCCUGUUUGUACAGGGAACCCAAAUAAGAGGGUUACCUGUUAAAAAGUGCUCUUUAGAAUCUAAGUAGUAAUUCUGCUUUUUGAAACAUGUUCUUUGCUGCACCAUAUAAUUUCGCCUGGUUUCACAUGGCAUAAUGUAUUUAUAGAAGUGCAUUUUUUUUAAAAAAUGGUACAAAGCUACUCAGUGGUUUCUACCAAGAAAAAUGCUUGUGUAAAGAUUACAUAA